Molecule: messenger RNA, 1110 nt
Organism: Cyclospora cayetanensis
Lineage: Eukaryota; Apicomplexa; Conoidasida; Eucoccidiorida; Eimeriidae
Exons: 3
Coding region: 1-1110 (369 amino acids)
Biological process (GO): positive regulation of cell population proliferation
Cellular component (GO): nucleus
Source: RefSeq, a predicted model, not a curated record
AUGACGAAGUCUCCCCCAGAAUCGUCCUUUUUCCGACAAGUUCACAUGCUACACCUUCGUGGCGGAUGCUACUGGUUUCAAUAUGAAAAGGAAAAGGAGAAGGCUUGUAAGGAAGGCUCAAAAUCUUCUCUCAAAUGCGGGGCCCCAAAAGUGUUCAUCGGUGCAUGCCGGCCCCGCAGCAACGGCAGGGUUGCCGAACUUGGUUCCCAGCCAGACCAACGUCCAACAGAUCCUCAUCCAGAAGUGUACAACACCAGCAGCACAAGAGGAGACAGCAGCGCUAAGAGCCGUUUGCGGGAGUUCGCUGCAGGACCGGUCAUGAGGGAGCUAGCCACGUAUCUGCGGGAACGGUGUAUUCUGGGGCCUCCGACUAUCCCUGAUGAAAGGCAAUCGGCGGGCAACACAGCAUCAGCAGACUGCACUUCUGAAGCUUGCAUUAGCAGCGUCAUCAAAACCUCUGAACAAAAAGCCCUACCCUCCAGUCAGAUGCCUUGGGGGGCCUUUUCGAGGCCCCGUUUGCGAGUAAUACUGCAGCCCGAUGUAGGGGCGACACAGAAAGAGGAUAUCUCCGGUGACCGAAAGGCGGGUGCUGUGGAUGGGGAAAGCGAGGAAAGCGAUGGGGGAGAAGCUCUGAGGAGUAAAACUGCCGAUUUUGGCUUCUUAUACGAUGACUCCCUGGAUGAGAGGGAUUCCGUGUGGGUUCGAAAGGAACUCAGAUGUGGGGAAGGCGACACAGAUGCAGUGCUCUCUUGCCCUGGAUGCUUCUUGCCAAUAUGCUACCAAUGCCAAAGGCAUGAAUCGGCGCGGCAUCUAUUCAGAGCUGUCGCCGCUUUCCAUGUGAUGAUUAGGCCUAUAGGGGCAGAGCAGCUGCAGCAGCAUCUAGGCGAGAAGGAGAAGCUGUGGAGGGGAGGGACGAGUGCAUCGGAUCUGCCAAUUUUACAGCACAUUGUGGACCGCCUCACCGAUCACGAUUCCGCACAGUGGCAGCUGCAGAAUGAGGAAUUGAAUGCGAUUAAUGAGGUACUAUGCGAAGGCUGCGGAACACUAGUGGGAUGGCAGGACAAAGAGGAUAUUUUUCAUUUUAUGGACGUCAUUCCUGGUGAAGCCUGA